Podospora anserina S mat+ is the source of this 1122-nucleotide messenger RNA. RefSeq lists its product as uncharacterized. Gene Ontology annotation, biological process: fatty acid metabolic process; lipid biosynthetic process. NCBI's taxonomy places the organism in Eukaryota, Fungi, Ascomycota, Sordariomycetes, Sordariales, Podosporaceae. Gene Ontology annotation, molecular function: heme binding; iron ion binding; fatty acid 2-hydroxylase activity. The coding region runs from base 1 to 1122 and encodes 373 amino acids. Gene Ontology annotation, cellular component: membrane; endoplasmic reticulum. The record is from RefSeq and is a predicted model, not a curated record. The transcript has 2 exons.
AUGCCCGGUCGAACACUACCGACCUUUACCCUCGCCGAGGUCGAGUCGCACAAUACCAAAAAGUCGUGCUACGUGACGGUCGGGAAGAAUGUCUACGAUGUGACUGACUUUGUCGACGCCCACCCUGGAGGCGGUGACCUGGUCCUCGACUACGCUGGCAAGGACAUCACCGAUAUCCUCAAAGACGAGGCGUCACAUGCGCACUCCGAGGCGGCAUACGAGGUUCUCGACGACUCUCUGGUUGGGUUUCUGGAAGAUGCCUCCAACGGCGCGAGCGCAAACGGCAAGGCAAAGGCGAAUGGACAGGCCAACGGCACCUAUGUGCAUCCCCGAACGGGUAUGUCCUGUGAGGAGGAUCUCAGCAAGGAUACCGACAUUACCAGUGACUACAAGACACACAAGUUCUUGGACCUGAGCAGACCACUCUUUCCCCAAGUGUGGUUCGGUGGCUUCAGCAAGGAGUUUUACCUCGACCAGGUCCAUAGACCACGCCACUACAAGGGCGGUGCUUCUGCGCCACUCUUUGGCAACUUCCUUGAGCCUCUGAGCAAGACGCCUUGGUGGUUGAUUCCUGUGUUCUGGCUUCCGCCUGUUACUUAUGGCCUCUACCUUGCCAGCAGCGGGCUGACUGCUGUGGGAGAGGUGGCCUGUUUCAUUGGAGGCCUGGGUUUCUGGUCCAUCGCCGAGUACACUCUGCACAGAUUCUUGUUUCAUCUUGAUGAAUGGCUGCCCGACAAUCGUGUCGGCAUCACCCUGCAUUUUACCCUCCAUGGCAUCCACCACUACCUGCCCAUGGACAAGUACCGGCUGGUCAUGCCCCCGGCACUUUUCGCCGUGCUUGCUACUCCCUUCUGGAAGUUGGCACACACCAUCUUCUACUGGGAUUGGAACGUGGCUACUGCGGUCUAUUGCGGUGGCAUCUUCGGGUACAUCUGCUACGACUUGACGCACUACUUCCUGCACCAUCAGAACCUUCCUCUCUGGUACAAGCAGCUGAAGAAGUUGCACUUGGAGCACCACUUCCUUGACUACGAGAACGGCUUCGGCGUCACCAGCCCCUUCUGGGACAAGGUCUUUGGCACCGAGCUCAGGGGCGCCAAGCCCGGCAAGAAGAGCAACUGA